Molecule: messenger RNA, 1098 nt
Organism: Manduca sexta (tobacco hornworm)
Lineage: Eukaryota; Metazoa; Arthropoda; Insecta; Lepidoptera; Sphingidae
Gene: BI-1
Product: bax inhibitor 1
Exons: 5
Coding region: 232-942 (236 amino acids)
Biological process (GO): negative regulation of endoribonuclease activity; negative regulation of apoptotic signaling pathway; cellular response to unfolded protein
Cellular component (GO): mitochondrial membrane
Molecular function (GO): enzyme binding
Source: RefSeq, a predicted model, not a curated record
AUUUGUGACAUCACUAUACAUAUUUCCUUAUUGGUCGUAUCAUCAUACAAAGGUUUCAUUUAUUUAUCCAAACACCUUGUUAUUUUAUUCGUACUCUUGAGACGUAGAGAACAGUAAAUUACUAUAUUUUAUUGCGUCAUCUUUGAACUAAGUUUCAGUGAACAUCUUGUGAACAUUGAUAAAAAUAUUUUUAGUGUCUAAAAGAAUUAGUCACUGUCAGUAGUAAUCAUCAUGGCUUCAAAUAUAAAUAUGAAUACUUUUAUCAAUAGUUUUCAAAAUCGAUUAGAACCUCCAGUUCGUCAACACUUAAAGAAUGUUUAUGGUACACUGAUGAUGACAUGUGCCACGGCAUCUGCUGGAGUAUAUGUAGAUAUGUUUACUAGAUUCCAAGCUGGAUUCCUCUCUGCAAUUAUUGGAGCUGGGCUCAUGCUCAUGCUGAUUGCUACUCCUGAUGAUGGGAAGAACACAAAAGUACGACUUGGCUAUCUCUUAGGGUUUGGACUGACCUCAGGAAUGAGUAUGGGUCCAUUAAUGACAUAUGUGAGUGUUGUUGAUCCAUCUAUCAUAAUAACGGCCCUGCUAGGCACCACUCUGGUGUUUGUUUGCUUCUCUGUGGCUGCCAUGUUGGCUGAGCGGGGCAGUUGGCUGUUCCUGGGUGGCACACUAAUGACCUUGCUCACUUCUAUGUCAGUAAUGACACUUGUCAACAUCUUCAUGCAGUCACACUUCCUGUACCAAACACAUCUAUAUCUUGGACUUGUGCUAAUGUGUGGAUUUGUAUUGUUCGAUACUCAACUUAUUAUUGAGAAACGCAGAAUGGGCAGUAAGGACUUUGUGCAGCACGCUUUGGAGUUAUUCAUUGACUUCAUUGGGAUGUUCAGACGAUUGGUCAUUAUCUUAACACAGAAGGAGGAACAAAAUCGCCGCCGCAAACGAGACUAAAAAUACUUAUGAUAUUCACAUAGGAAGUGAGGGGUGUUACACGUUAAUUGGUAUUUAAUUUCUUGUGUAUUUUGUUAUGGUUCGUAUCUUAUUAAAAGGUGACAUGUUCAACUAAUAGUUUGUUAAUAAAUUACACCUCACUGGUUUAUUAUUGUU